GCUCCGGGCGGCGCGCGCGGGCGGGCGAGGGAGGACGCGGCCGGGAGGGGCGGGCGGCGCAGCCAUGGCGGACGAGGGCCCCCGGAAGGGCAGCUUCUCGGCGCUCGUGGGCCGAACCAACGGCCUCACUAAGCCCGCGGCCCUGGCGGCCGGGCCCGCCAAGCCGGGGGGCGCGGGCGGCUCCAAGAAGCUGGUCAUCAAGAACUUCCGAGACAGGCCGCGGCUGCCGGACAACUACACGCAGGACACGUGGCAGGAGCUGCGCGCGGCGGUGCGCGCCAUCCAGGGCAGCACGCCCGUCAGGUGCAACCUGGAGGAGCUGUACCAGGCUGUUGAAAACCUUUGUUCUCACAAAGUUUCCCCAACUCUCUACAAGCAGCUGCGCCAGGUCUGUGAAGACCAUGUCCAGGCACAAAUUCUUCAAUUCAGAGAAGACUCACUAGAUAGUGUUUUAUUUUUAAAGAAGAUUAACACGUGCUGGCAAGAUCAUUGCAGACAAAUGAUCAUGAUUAGAAGCAUUUUCUUGUUUUUGGAUCGCACUUACGUGCUUCAGAACUCCAUGCUUCCUUCUAUCUGGGAUAUGGGAUUAGAACUGUUUAGAAACCAUAUUAUUAGUGAUAAAAUGGUUCAGAAUAAAACCAUUGAUGGAAUUCUUCUGCUAAUUGAGCGAGAGAGAAAUGGUGAAGCGGUGGACAGAAGCUUGCUGCGGAGCCUGCUGAGCAUGCUCGCUGACCUCCAGGUAUAUAAAGAUUCAUUUGAACUGAAAUUUUUGGAAGAGACUAAUUGUUUAUAUGCUGCAGAAGGCCAAAGAUUAAUGCAGGAAAGAGAGGUUCCUGAAUAUCUUAACCAUGUAAGUAAACGUUUAGAAGAAGAAGGAGACCGAGUGAUCACAUAUUUAGACCAUAGCACACAGAAACCACUUAUUGCUUGUGUGGAGAAACAGCUAUUAGGAGAGCAUUUAACAGCAAUUCUACAGAAAGGGCUCGACCACUUACUUGAUGAGAACAGAGUGCCCGAUCUCACGCAGAUGUACCAGCUGUUCAGCCGGGUAAAGGGCGGGCAGCAGGCACUGCUGCAGCACUGGAGCGAGUACAUCAAGACUUUUGGGACAACACUUGUCAUCAACCCUGAGAAAGAUAAAGACAUGGUGCAGGACCUGCUGGAUUUCAAGGACAGAGUGGACCACGUGAUAGAGGUGUGCUUCCAGAGGAGCGAGAGGUUCAUCAACUUGAUGAAGGAGUCUUUCGAGACGUUCAUCAACAAGAGGCCAAACAAGCCUGCAGAACUGAUCGCCAAGCACGUUGACUCCAAGUUAAGAGCGGGCAAUAAAGAAGCCACUGACGAGGAGCUGGAGCGGAUCCUGGACAAGAUCAUGAUAAUAUUCAGGUUCAUUCAUGGUAAAGAUGUCUUUGAAGCAUUUUAUAAAAAAGAUUUGGCAAAAAGACUCCUUGUUGGGAAAAGUGCCUCAGUGGAUGCUGAGAAAUCCAUGUUGUCCAAGCUCAAACAUGAGUGUGGCGCCGCAUUCACCAGCAAGCUAGAAGGCAUGUUCAAGGACAUGGAGCUUUCCAAGGACAUCAUGGUGCACUUCAAGCAGCAUAUGCAGAAUCAAAGUGACCCGGGCCCAAUAGACCUCACAGUAAAUAUACUUACAAUGGGAUACUGGCCAACAUACACGCCCAUGGAAGUGCAUUUAACUCCAGAAAUGAUUAAACUUCAGGAAGUAUUUAAGACGUUUUAUCUCGGAAAGCACAGCGGUCGAAAACUUCAGUGGCAGACUACCUUGGGGCACGCUGUUUUAAAAGCAGAGUUUAAGGAAGGGAGAAAAGAGUUCCAGGUGUCCCUUUUCCAGACACUGGUGCUUCUAAUGUUCAACGAGGGCGACGAGUUCAGCUUUGAGGAGAUAAGAAUGGCCACUGGGAUAGAGGAUGGUGAACUGCGAAGGACACUGCAGUCCCUGGCCUGUGGCAAAGCGCGGGUUCUGAUUAAAAGUCCCAAAGGAAAGGAGGUAGAAGACGGAGACAAAUUUAUUUUUAACGGAGAAUUCAAGCACAAGUUGUUUAGAAUAAAGAUCAAUCAAAUUCAGAUGAAGGAAACCGUCGAGGAACAAGUGAGCACCACUGAGAGAGUGUUUCAGGACAGACAGUACCAGAUUGAUGCUGCUAUCGUCAGGACAAUGAAGAUGAGAAAGACUCUUGGCCAUAACCUUCUAGUUUCUGAAUUGUAUAAUCAGCUGAAAUUUCCAGUAAAGCCUGGAGAUUUGAAAAAGAGAAUUGAAUCUCUUAUAGACAGAGACUAUAUGGAGAGAGACAAAGACAAUCCGAAUCAGUAUCACUACGUGGCGUGACGUGUCCGCAGACUGUUCUCCUGGAGGGAGGCACUUCUGUGCGUUCCCAGGACGCUCUGUGGUGGAACCAGCUGUGGACACUUCUAAAUUAGAAGGAGAAGAGAUGACUCUUGGAUUAUCCUUCACAAGGCUCAAGGAUUUUCAAAUGGCAAAUCUAUCUUUUUUCCCCUCCAGUUCUUUCUCUAGUUCUUUUAGGCGUUUAAAUUGUCUCUAUUGCUCUGGGCAAAAUAACUUGAGAUUGGACAAGAAGAUAUUUGUUAAAGAAGUUUCUUUAUAAGGCCUUGUUCUUGUGGCAAAAAGCUGAAGGUUUGUUUUGUUUGCGUGUGUGUGAUCAUGAAUGCACAAUGAAAAGACCCUAAAUGCUGCAUUCUUUAGCUACAAGGAUUUCUUGGAGAUUCCUGAAGACAAGCUCUCUUAGUUGAUGAACAGUUAAACAAGAACCCUUAAUUGGUGAACAUUAGGAAGAAACAGUGUUCAAAACUGGCAAAUCAAUUAUGCAACCGAAACACUGGCAUCUGGGUGUCAUGUAUUUUCAAAAAGUUUUAAAUUUUUUGACUUGAUUUUCAAGUGAGAUCCCUCACGUGCCAAGAAGACCCUGUGUCUGGCGUGCUGGGUGAGGUGGCCCCUCAGCGCCUCUGCUUCAAUUCGGCCAAGUUACUUGUGAACGUUGUUGAAGGGCUUGGGGUGAGCGUGUUUGUUUCCACUCGGAGAUUGCGCCUAGCAGCCCCUCUUCUUUGCGUCGGGGUCACUGCCCUUUGGUUUUUCUAAAUUGUAGUAUUUGUAUGAUUGCUAUAAUAAAGUUUGGUUUGGUUUGGUUUUUACGGUCAUGCAUAGGGACAGUCCUUGUUCCCUACUGUGCUACUGUAAAAAGUUGCAUAGAAGACUGAACUUGAUAUUGUGAAGCAGAGGUUAUUUUGUGGAAAGAUUAAAAGGAUUUUGUUGGGACCUGG
Molecule: messenger RNA, 3294 nt
Organism: Cynocephalus volans (Philippine flying lemur)
Lineage: Eukaryota; Metazoa; Chordata; Mammalia; Dermoptera; Cynocephalidae
Gene: CUL4A
Product: cullin 4A
Exons: 20
Coding region: 65-2344 (759 amino acids)
Biological process (GO): DNA damage response; protein ubiquitination; ubiquitin-dependent protein catabolic process
Cellular component (GO): Cul4A-RING E3 ubiquitin ligase complex
Molecular function (GO): ubiquitin protein ligase binding
Source: RefSeq, a predicted model, not a curated record